Molecule: messenger RNA, 1995 nt
Organism: Chaetomium strumarium
Lineage: Eukaryota; Fungi; Ascomycota; Sordariomycetes; Sordariales; Chaetomiaceae
Exons: 1
Coding region: 258-1835 (525 amino acids)
Source: RefSeq, a predicted model, not a curated record
CGAUAGAUCCAACUCCAGCAAACCAUCUUUUCGGCCGCUUGUCAUCAGAAAGCGGCUCAGGAUUCACGGUGCGAAGAGACUUUGAGGUGGCCACUGAUUCCCGAGUGGCCGUGCCGGGUAUAUUGUCUAAAGGCGGGAUAUCACGGGAAGACGGGGAUUCCUUGGCUACACGGGCGGCUGUCGACAUUAUAUCCCGCCGAUUUGAAAGAAGACGAUUGUAUAGGACGGUCGCUGGUGUUUGACAGACAAGCAAAACGAUGCACCAUGAGCAACUCCUUCCCCGAUUCUGCCCCGUGCAGACCGCACGCCAAUUCCGCAAAUUCCAGCGGCUCCCGGCUGAGAUCCGGAACAUGAUCUGGGAGUACGCAUUGCCGGAAGCCCGGGUCUACGAAGUUCUGGAUGCGCCCAACGCCAAACAGAAAACCCCGGCGCAGGAGGGCCUGAUGUUUGCGAAUGUGCACCCGGAACCCCCUCCGGCUCUCGCAGCGGUGUGCCGAGAGAGCCGCUACCUCGUCCUGCAUCACUACAAGCCCCUGACGCUGGGCAGGACGACCAAGUACGUCGACAUGUCGCGGGACAUCCUGCUUCUCGAGCCGUACCUCCUUGUCAAGCGGCUGCACCGAACGCUGCAUUUCAUGAGCCAGAUCCCGCUGGUGCGCGACAAGGCAACGCGGCUUGCUCUGGGCACUUCGUACGGCGUCUAUCCGGGCAUCUUCCACCCGGUGCUGGGCCGGAAGGUGUCCAAGCAGAACAUGGGCAAGCUGCUGGCGAGCCUGGCCAAGUUCCCGCGUCUCAAGACGCUCAUCUUCGUGGUGCACCAGGAGUUCCAGUUCGAGUUUGAUUUCCGCUUUCCGGGCACCUUGACGCCUAUGGCGAACUACAGCCCGUCCCUGAUGGGUGCUCCGUCCGUGCUCGCCGGGCUCGGGGCAAGUACUGUUUACCCUCCACAACUCGCUAGCAGCAGCAGUGCACCCUCCACCAAUACUCUUUUAUCGUCUCCCUAUUCGGGCAAGGCAACUGCUACUACUAGUACGCCCAUCCCAUCGUCCCGAGCCACCACCACCACCGUCGACAAGACCACCGCUUCCCCGUCUCCGCUCACAUUCAACGCAUCUCUGCCCUUCCAGACAACAGCAGCAGCCCUUCCCCCGCCACACGCCACGCUACCGUCUCUCCCUUCUGCUAUGCCUGCCCCGGCCGCACCAAGACCGCAGCAAGUCCACCAAGCCUACCGCUUCAAGUUCGACAUCGAGUCCAACAUCAACUCCCCGCCGCGCAGGCCCCACACCAACGAGCUGCUGUACUACCCGCUGGAUAUCAAGGAGGAUUAUGACGACGACGACAAUUACUACCGCGGUGCAUACAGCUGCGUCUCUCCUGCUGCUGCUGCUUCUUUGGGUUCGGGCUCGGGUUCCGGGUUAUACUGCGGUGGUGUUGCUGGUGGUGGUACUACUGCCAAGCGGUGGGAGGACUGUGUCCUUCUCGACACGGACGAGGACGAAGAGGAGGACGCCGAGUGGUGCGAUCCAUGGCCUACGAACGACGACUGGCGGCGGUUUCGGAGGCGGUGGGUGCGCAGCAUGCUCGCUGCUUGUGCGGGCCACUUGAACCAGGGUGUGGAAGCGGAGGGUCAGCAGCAGCAGCAGCAGCAUGGGGGUAGGGCGGUGCACAGUAAGAGAUGCGCUACUCCGACGGAAGGGAAGGGGAAUAGUAGUGGGCCGGGUAAGGGGGGGAAGGCGAGGGCAGUCGGCUUGCCGACCUGGAAGGUGAAAGGGGCGAGUCUGCUGUGGAGGUAUGCACGCGGUGUUGGACCGGGGGAAUCAGUGAAGGUCUGAACGGGGUUGAGGCACGGAUUUACCCCUCAUCUCAAGCGUUGCUGUUAUUGCUUCCAGUUGUCAUGACACGAUGUAGACAGAACACAGUCACUUCUGGCUUGUUUAUGGUUUCUCUUCUAAUACGGCAACACAUGGGUAAGAUUACUAGAAGGCCUGUCGC